GCCGAGGCACAUGUGUUUUUCCAACUGAAUUUGAAAAAUUAUAAAUUAUUCCUUCGAAAGCUCCUUUUGCGCAUAUCUCUAUUCACUUCACCGUUCGAUCGCAAUCGUGCUUCGGUAGCCUUGGGUCGGGAGGAGCUCACCACCAUCGGAUUGAGCAUCGUCAAACGCCUUACGUGAUACCAACCACCACAGCCAACAUCAAACCAACAAUCAUGGAGGACCGCCGCCCUCUCACGGCGAUCAGCUCGAAAGAGGACUACGGGAGCGGCGCAAGGGCGGAUACCGACGUCGAAUCGGCGUCGUCGGGAUCCUAUUCCGCCGCCGCCUCUCCGUAUUGGACGGGGCCAGCCCAAAGCGCGGCAAAGAGGGGCAAGUCAGAAGGAUUUUCUCCGCUGGUGGCCUUUUGCUUCACGAUCAACUAUAUUCUGGGGGCCGGAUUUCUGACCAUUCCGUGGGCCUUUGUUCAGAGUGGGCUACUGUUGUCCUCCGUCAUGCUGCUCGUUUCGGCCGUCGGAUCGGACAUUGCCAAGAACUAGUACGUUCGCUUUUCUGUUGCCAUCACACUGCAACUCGUUGAGUUGAUUUUUGAGCAACCACACACACCAGCAGCAUUUUGUUUUUGCCGAUAUGAGUAUGGUGCUCGCGCUGGAAAAAAAUCUGUUUUGUAUUCUUCCGCUGACCUGUGUAUUUUGUAUGUUUUAUCUAAUGCUCUCUCCGGUAAAUGAUUGCCAUUAUGCUAGCAUGUUGGAAACAAUGUCCCGGGCGGAGGCCAUGCUGGACAACAAAAUGCACUGGAAAAAGCACGAAGCGAAAAGGGGAGGGGCCGACGACAGCACACCAAGGGUUCUGUUGCGGCCCCCUGCAAAGAUUGAACGAGAGCGCUUGCUCCAACAGCAAUCACCAAAACCAACCCAUACACAAAAACAAAGUGGUGACAAAGAAGUACCGGUCCACAAAUCUUUGUCGUUUCAAUCCUUGCAGGAUGCCUUUUCCAAGGCGAAGCUUACGCCGGGACAGGAGAAUCGCCAUAGGCACGUCGUCGUACUCAAGCCCAAAAAGUACAUUGUCAAGGAUCGAAAGUUCGAGGCAAACGCUCUCUGCCGCGUGUUUUUGGGGAAGCGCGGAUUGCAUGCGUUCACCUUCGUGCUCUCCCUUUACAUGCUGGGAACCUUGUGGGCCUAUACGAGCGUCUUCUCGUCGGCCGUGGCACGGGCAUUUCCCGUUUUUUCUUCGGGAACCAGCGACGAUCCACACCAACUCAUCGGUGUUUUCGGUCUGAUAGUGACAACAACGGCUUCGGCCGAAUCUCUGAAUUACUUGUGUUUUGCCAUACUUUUCGGCUGCAUUGUUGUUCCGCUAUCUUGUCUGGAGCUGGACGAGCAGGUUCCGUUGCAGGUUUUUUUGACGGGAUGCCGAUUCCUCAUGUUUUUCCUAAUGAUCGGGACAUCCGGAAUGUGUGCGGAGGACGUAUCGGCAAUAAGGGCACAUUCGGGGGCAAUGACUGACGAAAGCAGUGAUACCAGCAACGAGGUCGACAGCGUCCGAUGGGCUGGCAUUGCCAACACGCUUCCUAUAUUGAUCUUUGCCAACAUAUUUCAUCACUCCAUUCCGGGAUUGGCCCAUCCCGCCGCCGACAAGCGUUCGAUUGGCCACGUGUUUACCGCCACAAACGUGUUCACGGUGACGGCUUAUCUCGUGUUGGGAUUGUCCCUGGGCUCGGCCUUUGGAAAGGGGAUCGAGCAGUCCUCCAAUCUCAACUGGAGCUACUUCCAUGCCAACACAGGACACCUUGAUGACCAGGGCAACGUUGUUGGUGCCGCAUGGUGGACCCGUGCCGUGUCGAUGUACAUUAUGCUGUUCCCGGCCAUCGACGUGGUCAGUGCCUACCCUCUGAACGCCAUCACUCUCGGAAACAACCUGCUGGGUGCCGUCUACGGCAAGCGCAUACACGAGGUAGAAGGCCAGCGGUGGCUCCGAACGGGGUUUCGGUGUUUGGCCAGCAUUCCGCCCAUACUGUUUGGUAUUUUGGUGCGAAACCUUGGCGUCAUUACCGAUUACACGGGAACCACCGGAUUCCUGAUUGGCAUUUCCUUCCCCGCAAUUCUUUACGUAUCCAGCCGAAGGAUCGCGGAGCGCCGGCAGUUUGCUGCCGACACCUUUUACAGCGGCUACGGCUCUAGCAUUUCGAUCGCCAGGUUUCAGUUUUGGAUCGGAAUUUUCAUGGUGGUGUUUGUGUUUGCGACCCUGACGCUGCGAGAAAUAAGCGAAAACAAAGAAUAAUAGUAAUAACAGAACCCGCCAUCAACAACAAACCAACUGGAGCUUAAAUGCAUAGAACAUAGCGCCUGAAUAGAACGAGUAGCAGAAUAAACCUAUGAAAGACUU
Molecule: messenger RNA, 2385 nt
Organism: Pseudo-nitzschia multistriata
Lineage: Eukaryota; Bacillariophyta; Bacillariophyceae; Bacillariales; Bacillariaceae
Source: the annotation of a GenBank genome assembly